Messenger RNA from Cannabis sativa, 1896 nucleotides. RefSeq lists its product as uncharacterized. Lineage: Eukaryota; Viridiplantae; Streptophyta; Magnoliopsida; Rosales; Cannabaceae. The record is from RefSeq and is a predicted model, not a curated record. Gene Ontology annotation, molecular function: RNA-DNA hybrid ribonuclease activity; nucleic acid binding. The transcript has 2 exons. Bases 1 to 1896 code for a protein of 631 amino acids.
AUGCUAUUUGCUGAUGAUAGCUAUGUGUACUGCAAAGCUAAUGAGGGUGAAGCUACACAUGUGAUGCACCUUCUCCAAGUUUAUGACCAAGCGUCGGGCCAACAGGUGAAUUACUCUAAGUCCUCAAUUUUUUUUUUCAGUAAGAACUGUUCUGUGGAUACUCGUGCUAGUUUGUGUGAUUAUAUGGGAAUGGUGGAGGUUGGAGAUAAUAGCUUUUACCUUGGCUUACCUUGUAUUUUGGGACGCAAUAAGAAAGCUAUUCUCAGUUUUUUACAAGAAAAGAUGAAAAAGAAGAUUUUUACUUGGGAGAGUCGUUUCUUGUCAAAAGCGGGGAAGGAAGUUUUAUUGAAGUCAGUUGCUCAAGCGUUGCCUUGCUAUGCCAUGAGCGUAUUUUUAUUAACAAAGGAGAUCUGUUCUAAUCUUGAAGGCAUGAUGGCAAAGUUCUGGUGGAAAUCUCAAUCGCGUUCGGGUUCGAAGGGUGUAAAUUGGAUAAGUUGGAAACGAUUGAGUAGACAUAAGACUGAUGGAGGGAUGGGUUUCAGGGAUCUUCGAGACUAUAAUCUUUCUUUCCUUGGUAAACAAGGGUGGCGGUUGUUGACUAAUGAAGACUCUUUGGUAAGCAAGAUAUACAAAGCUCGGUAUUAUCCUUCUGGUAGUUUUCUUAAUGCUACCUUGGGACAAAACCCAAGCUUUAUUUGGAAGAGUAUUUUGGAAGCACAGGGACUAGUUAAGGCUGGUGUAAGAAAGUCUAUUGGCAAUGGAGAUAAUGUAAGCAUUUUGUUGGAUCCAUGGCUUCCUGACCCUUCUAAUCCCUUUGUAUUAUCUGAUCAUCUUGGCUUAGUGAAUCAAAAGGUGUCUAGCUUAUUCUCGAUGCAAUCUAAGAGUUGGGACCAUGAUGUUAUCAAUGAUCUAUUUGAUGAGAGGGAUAAGAAUCUUGUGCUGUCAAUACAAUUGAGUGUACAUGCUACGGCUGAUAGGUGGUGUUGGAAUGAAGAAACCAAUGGCAUUUACACUGUCAAGAGUGCUUACCGACUGCUACAGCAGGAUUCUGGUGCGCAUGUUUCGGUUGAAGAUCAAAAAAUGUUCAAGGCUAUAUGGCAGUUGGAAGUUCCUCCAAAAGUGCAGCAAUUCAUGUGGCGUGUGCUAGUUGGUUGUCUCCCAACUAAGGUUCAACUUAGCACCAAAAAGUUUUCUGCAUUAACUGAGCAACAGUCGGCUGCUGUGGUUAAUGAAGCAGCGUGUAUCAGUUGGAAGAUUUGGUAUGUUCGUAAUGAGCUUCUAUGGAAUAACAAAACUUGUUCUGCAUUGGAUGUGGUCCGAUCGGCUAGGAUGGUGCUUAACCAAUAUUGUACUGCUCAAACUCAAAAGACGGGGGCAUUGUUGAUUGAUGAUAUCAAUAAUGUAGAUGAGCGGUGGAAGAAACCAAUUUCUCAUAUGGUUAAGAUUAAUGUUGAUGGGGCUAUUUUUCAAGAACAAAAUAAGUUUGGCUUUGGGUGUGUGGCCCGAGAUACGAAUGGAAUGCUCCUUGAAGCUAUUUCUGCCUCUCGAUUUGGGGUGGUUAAACCUGAGAUCGCCGAGACAAUUGGCAUUAAGGAGUCCUUGAGUUGGAUAGAAAGAAAACAAUGGUCCAGUGUAGUAAUUGAAACUGACGCUUUGGUGGUGGUACAAGCUAUUAAUAGCUCAAUUUUAAUGCCUUCUCAGUUUGGAUUACUUGUUGGGGAUUGUCGAGCUUUACUUUCGUCUUUGAAUAAUGUUUCUUUAAAGUUUGUUAAACGAUCUGCAAAUAGGGCUGCUCAUUGUCUUGCUAGAGAGUCUUGUUUUUCGUCAGAUUGUGUUUUUAAUCAGCAUAAUGUCUCUGCUGGUUUCAAGUCUAUUGUAAUGGCUGAAAGUGUUUAA